Triplophysa dalaica is the source of this 1559-nucleotide messenger RNA. RefSeq names its product proteinase-activated receptor 1-like. Gene Ontology annotation, cellular component: membrane. Bases 73 to 1419 code for a protein of 448 amino acids. Lineage: Eukaryota; Metazoa; Chordata; Actinopteri; Cypriniformes; Nemacheilidae. Gene Ontology annotation, molecular function: thrombin-activated receptor activity. Gene Ontology annotation, biological process: positive regulation of blood coagulation; thrombin-activated receptor signaling pathway; positive regulation of Rho protein signal transduction. The transcript is spliced from 5 exons. The record is from RefSeq and is a predicted model, not a curated record.
CACAUUCCGCAUUUCCACUCAGAAACGCAAGCUCAGUGAACGAGUCUAGAAGAACUGGUCAACGAUUGAGUCAUGGCAAGUGUCAUCUUACUGUCAACUAUUGUUGUGUAUACAUGCUCUGUCACCUUUAAUGAGAGCCGGUUUUCACAGACUGAGGAGCCAAAAAAUGGCAUUAGACCUCCAGACCAGGCGAAGAACAACUUUUCCUUACAUCACGAAUUGGAAAUUGAAGGUGUGCUUGAAGUGGUGAAAGAAACGGAAAGAUUUAAACUACAAAGGUGGGUGAACGACCAGAUGGCGUGGUUGGAACACAACUGUUCUUCAUUUUUAGAAUGCAGAGUCCCUGGAAUAUCUCUGGACCAGGCAUUGCCUGCUGUCACAGAUCUAGAACGCGAAGUCAACAUUACUUCACAUCUGUAUAACAGCACUGAUAUGACCGCAGAACAGAUGAUGUUCUCAGAGGAUGCUGUGCUUUUCCUCAAAGGCUCGCUGGUCACACGUGUCAUGCCCUCUUUCUACAUCUUCCUCUUCAUCAUUAGUUUGCCUCUAAACACUUUAGCCCUGAUGACGUUCACAUGUAAGAUUAAAGAAAAGAAACCGGCUGUGAUCUUCAUGUCAAACCUGGCGUGUGUGGAUCUGCUCUUCACCCUGCUGCUGCCUCUGAAGAUCCACUAUCACCUGAACGGAUCUCAUUGGGUGUUUGGUGAGGCGGCGUGUCGUAUGCUGACCUCUGCUUUCUACUGCUACAUGUACUGCUCCAUACUGCUGAUGAUGUGCAUGAGUGUGGAUAGACUGAUGGCACUGUUGUUUCCCUUUGCCUCUCUGACCUGGCGGAGUGUGAAGAAUUCUGUGUAUGUGUGUGCGCUGGUCUGGUUGCUGGCAAUCGCUGGUACGAUCCCACGUCUUUCAAUAACGCAAACCUUCAACGUCAAGCACGUGGGCAUCAACUGCCAUGAUGUCUCGCUCUACGACGCUGUAGAUCAGAAAUACGUGAACAUGUUCUCCAUCCUCUCCAUCCUCUUCUUCUUUCUGCCACUGGUCGUCACUUUGGCGUGUUACUCCACCAUUAUAAACUCUCUGAGUAAGUCUGGUCGCUUAGCAAAAUCAUCAUCAUCAACUUCAGAUCAACGAAGGAGAGCUGUGAUCAUGUUUAUUGCCGUGCUGAUAGAGUUUGUGGUCUGCUUUGCACUGACCAAUGUUAUCCUGUUGUAUCACUGUGUUCUUCUGGCCACAGGAGGUGUCGGCAGGGAGGGAAACACGUCAUAUAUGACUUACAUGUUAGCUCUGUGUGCGGGCUGUUCAAGUGUUUUUCCGGACCCUCUGCUGUACUACUAUGGGUCGUUUCAGUGCAAACAGCAGAUCAGGUCUGUGUUGAGGUGGAGAAGAACAAAAAAGGCAUCAAACAUAUCAUCCACAUAAAAUGUGAUUUGUUUAUCAAAUAUGCGUCAUAUUAAAAAAUAAUAUGUUACUAAUGUUACAGUAAACACAGUAAAUCGAGUAAAUAAUGAAUCAAAGAGUAAACAUUAUUCAACAUAAUAAAAUAACUUUGUGUUAUGAUA